AUGUUUACCCUUACCAUUAAUGUUCAAAAUUUUUGGGAAAUUGAAGAAGCUCCAAGUUCUUCAGUCUCAGAUAACAUGGAAGAAGAGGCAGGACCAAGCUUCAAAGAUAAGCCUUCAAAUGGAGCUGUACAUGUCGACAUAGACAUGGAAGACGAUGAUGAUGAUGAUGAUGACAUGAUGGAUGCACUAUCAGUUAGAGAUUUCGAUGAACCAUACCUAAAGAACUUCUGCAAAAGGGCAUCAACCUCCUUUUUCAAACACUAUGGGCUUAUAAGCCACCAGAUCAACUCAUACAAUGAUUUCAUCAACGUUGGAAUUCAAAAUGUUUUCGACUCCAUAGGUGAGAUCAUUGUGGAGCCUGGUUAUGAUCCCUCAAAGAAGGGUGAUAAUCCAUGGAGGUAUGCUUCAAUAAAGUUUGGACAAGUCAACCUUGAGAGACCAAGGUUCUACACUGGAGAAAAAGCCGAAUCUGGUAAAGAAUUCCUAGAAUUCUUACCUAGACAUGCUCGUCUUCAAAACAUGACAUACUCAUCCAGAAUGAAGGUGCAGCUCACACUACAGGUGUAUACACAAGAACUUGUACGCAGUGACAAGUUCAAAACAGGUAAAGAAAAGUACUUAGACAAGCAGAUCCAAGAAACCAGGGAUCUUGAUGUGUUUGUUGGGAGGAUUCCUGUGAUGAUUAAUUCUGACACAUGCUGGAUGAGUGAAGAUAAAAAAGAUGACUGUGAUUAUGAUCAAGGAGGCUAUUUCAUAAUCAAGGGAGCUGAAAAGAUCUUUAUUGCACAAGAGCAGCUUGGAUUAAACAGAGUUUGGUUAGCAAAUUCUCCAAAUUAUCGUGUGAUGUAUCGCUCUGUGCACAAAAGAAAAAGGGUUUAUGUGAAACUUGCAGACACUCCCAAGAUUGAAGAUAUAGGAGGAGGGGCACAAGUGAUAACUGUUUAUCUGUUAAGUUUAAUGGAUAUACCAAUAUGGAUUCUCUUUUUUGCCCUUGGUGUAUCUUCUGAUAAAGAAGUGGUAGACUUGAUUGAUGCAGACAUUACCGAUGGCAAUAUCGUCAAUAUUUUAAUUGCUUCCAUUCAUGCUGCUGAUCAGAGGUGUGAAUUAGAGAAAUGUGAUGAAUUUCGUCAAGGAAGAAACUCACUAAAUCUCAUUGACAAACUUCUCAAAGAAAGCAAAUUUCCACCUAAAGAGAGUGUGAAAGAGUGCAUUGAGAAUUACUUAUUUCCUAAUAUCAUUGGGUUCAAAAGAAAAGCAAGAUUUUUAGGGUACAUGGUGAAGUGUCUUUUAGAAGGGUAUACUGGGAAACGAAAAGUUGACAACAAAGACGAUUUCAGGAACAAAAGAUUGGAACUUGCUGGUGAGUUACUUGAAAGAGAGUUGAGAAUUCAUCUUCGACAUGUUGAGAAGAGAUUAGUGAAGUCAUUGCAAAGGGAUCUUUAUCCAGAUAGAAGUGUAGGUGAAAUCUGGCAAUAUCUUGAUGCUUCAAUUAUUACAAAUGGGCUUACACGGGCUUUUUCAACGGGUUCUUGGUCCCACCCGUAUAAAAACAUGGAAAGAACUUCUGGAGUUGUUGCAAUGCUUAGAAGGGCAAAUCCUUUACAAAUGAUUUCAGAUAUGAGAAGGACACGUCAGCAAGUUUUGUAUGCUGGGAAAGCUGGAGAUGCAAGAUACCCACACCCUUCUCAUUGGGGAAAGAUUUGUUUUCUUUCUACCCCUGAUGGGGAAAACUGUGGGUUGAUAAAGAAUCUAGCUGGCACUGCUCUGGUGUCGACAGCUGUCAGGGGUGGACUUUUUGAUGUAUUGGUGGCAUGUGGAAUGGAAAAAUUAGUAGAUGAUACUUCAACUUCUUUAUCUGGAAUGGAUAAAGUUUUUGUUGAUGGAGAUUGGGUUGGAUUUUGCAAAAAUUCUGCUUCUUUUGUUGCUGAGUUUAGGCGUAGGCGUCGCAAAACAGAAGUACCUCCUCAGGUUGAGAUAAAAAGAGACACAAGGCACAAAGAAGUGAGAAUAUUUCGUGAUGCAGGGCGUAUUUUACGCCCACUCAUAGUCAUCCAAAACUUACCCAAAAUCAGAACCCUAAAAGGUGGAAGCUAUUCAUUUCAAGAUCUUUUAAACAAUGGAGUCAUUGAACUAAUUGGACCCGAAGAGGAAGAAGAUUGCUGCACAGCAUGGGACAUCAAAUACCUCUUCCUCGAAAAUGACGAACACGCCCCUAAGAAAUACACACAUUGUGAACUCGACAUGUCAUUCAUGAUGGGCAUAAGCUGUGGCAUCAUCCCUUUUGCUAACCAUGAUCACGCAAAAAGAGUCCUAUUCCAAUCCCAAAAACACAGUCAACAAGCUGUUGGAUACUCAUCCACAAAUCCAGACAUCAGAGUCGACACUCUUUCACACCAACUCUUCUACCCUCAAAGACCUCUUUUCAAAACCGUUCUUUCCGAUUGUCUUGAAAAAGGUCAACAAUCUGGUCAAAAUCAAAAGGGUUUGAUUGCUAGACCCGAGUUUUUCAACGGGCAGUGUGCUAUUGUAGCGGUCAAUGUCCACCUUGGGUAUAAUCAAGAGGAUUCAUUGGUGAUGAACAGGAGCUCGCUUGACCGGGGCAUGUUUCGGUCAGAGCAUAUUAGAAGCUAUAAAGCUGAGGUUGAUAAUACGGAAGUUUCAAAGAAGAAGGUUAAGUCUGAUGAGGCUGUGAAUUUUGGGAAGAUUCAAAGUAAGAUUGGAAGGGUGGAUAGUUUGGAUGAGGAUGGGUUUCCUUUUAUCGGUGCAAAUUUGCAAAGUGGUGAUAUUGUGAUUGGGAAGUUUACAGAAGCAGGGACUGAUCAUAGUGUGAAACUGAAACAUACGGAAAGAGGAAUGGUUCAGAAGGUUGUGUUGUCUGCUAAUGAUGAAGGGAAGAAUUUUGCAGUGGUAUCUUUGAGACAGGUGCGGGCCCCAUGUCUUGGUGACAAGUUCUCAAGUAUGCAUGGGCAGAAGGGCGUUUUAGGGUAUUUGGAGUCUCAGGAAAACUUUCCUUUCAGUGUACAAGGGAUAGUCCCAGAUAUUGUGAUCAAUCCACAUGCAUUCCCAUCAAGACAGACUCCAGGGCAGAUGCUGGAAUCUGCUUUGGGGAAAGGUAUCGCGUUGGGAGGUUCACAGAGAUACGCUACACCUUUUUCUUCUCUCUCCAUUGAUGCCAUUACAGAUCAGCUUCACAGGGCUGGAUUUGCACGAUGGGGAAAUGAGAGACUCUAUGAUGGGAGGACGGGUGAAAUGGUAAAAUCGCUAGUGUUCAUGGGCCCCACGUUCUACCAGAGGCUGGUUCACAUGUCGGAGGACAAAGUGAAGUUUAGAAACACGGGCCCGGUCCACCCGCUGACGAGGCAACCGGUGGCUGACAGGAAACGGUUUGGUGGAAUAAAAUUUGGGGAAAUGGAAAGAGACUGCUUGAUAGCCCAUGGAGCUUCUGCUAACUUACAUGAACGCCUUUUCACACUCAGUGACUGUUCUGAAAUGCAUGUCUGUACAAAAUGCAAAAGAAUGGCGGGUGUGAUUCAGAGGUCUGUUGCAGGUGGACACAAGAUCCGGGGCCCGUAUUGUCGGGUGUGUGACUCGGUUGAAGAUGUGAUUAAGGUGAGUGUGCCUUAUGGUGCUAAGUUAUUGACACAGGAGCUCUUUAGUAUGGGGAUUUCGCUUAAGUUUGAUACUGAGUUAUGCUGAAUUUGGUAGAUGAUGUGAAUUGUUGAAGUAGGAAUGACAUGUUUAGGUUGAAUGGUGUAAUGACGUGUACUCGUACUCUGUGCUUUGGUGGUUGUACAUUGCUCUUUGUUUGCUGAGCAUGGUCUAAUUGGUAUGGCAUUAUGGAACUUUGAUUAUCUUUUGGUGGGUGGAU
Lactuca virosa is the source of this 3868-nucleotide messenger RNA. The record is from the annotation of a GenBank genome assembly. Lineage: Eukaryota; Viridiplantae; Streptophyta; Magnoliopsida; Asterales; Asteraceae.